Molecule: messenger RNA, 724 nt
Organism: Drosophila innubila
Lineage: Eukaryota; Metazoa; Arthropoda; Insecta; Diptera; Drosophilidae
Exons: 2
Coding region: 155-457 (100 amino acids)
Source: RefSeq, a predicted model, not a curated record
AUAGCACCGAUUUUGUUGUCGUUUUAUUGUGUAUUCUGUUAUUAUAGACACACACUAAGUGAAAACUAAAAUUUAGUACUUUAGAAAAACUAUGUAUCUAAGCACAUCCAAAUCGAACGUAUUCAUUCAACUGCAUUAAAAAGUUAUCUUAAUAAUGUUUUCGAAGUGCUUAACUAAAUUGGAUGCUCAAUUACACUUUACGAACAUUUACUGUUCAAGGCGUUACAUUCAUCAUCGCGAUAGUGCCAAGGCCGAGCAGAUUUCGAAAAUUAACAAACGGAAAAGAAUCUCUGAACCCAAUCCCGAAUAUCACCAUGCACCAAGCAGCUAUGUGGAAAACUAUUUAAAACAUCAUCUACGCAGCCAAACCGCGCAGCCAACAAUGUUCCAUCGUAAUCCUCGCUAUCGCUGGAUAGACUUCCGGCGACGGAUGGUCUAUGGCACUCACGAUAUAUAGAAAGCAAGAUAACCGAAAAAAAAACUUAUCAAGGAAUGCAUAUACUUACGAUUUGGUGGUCUAUAAAGAUGACUGUCGGCAGAAACAAUACGCAAGACCCAGAUGAUACAAUAGGAAGUUUCAACAGAAAAACGCAGAUUUAGUAUCAAAGUUCCAAGUACCAGAUACUAUCAGAGAAUCAAGAAAGUUUACAGAAAGAGAGGUGUAUAAUAACUGUACAAACAAAUCAAAUAAAAAUUAUAAAUUAUUCAACAACAAAAGAAAAAA